Mya arenaria is the source of this 1247-nucleotide messenger RNA. RefSeq names its product glutaredoxin-related protein 5, mitochondrial-like. The coding region runs from base 87 to 533 and encodes 148 amino acids. Lineage: Eukaryota; Metazoa; Mollusca; Bivalvia; Myida; Myidae. The transcript is spliced from 2 exons. The record is from RefSeq and is a predicted model, not a curated record.
UAUUACGAAGCUGACAGAAACCGGAAGUACAGCAUGUGCUGAAAUUUCUUUCAUAACUGUUCUGCUUUUUUCGAUAAUUAUUCAAUAUGAGUCGCCUUACGACCAGAACAUUGUUUCUUUUAAACAACAGAAAGGUUUUACACUCUUUUCUUGCCCGAUAUUCAACUGACACUGGCAGUAAAGAGUUCAUUGACGGACUUGUCAAGGACAAAAAUGUUGUUGUGUUCAUGAAGGGCACUGCUGAUCAGCCCAAGUGUGGAUUUAGCAAUGCAGUUGUUCAAAUACUCAACUUUCAUGGAGUGAACACCUUCGAUAACCAUGAUGUGCUGGAAGAUGAAAAGUUACGCCAAGGUAUAAAAGACUACACAAGUUGGCCAACCAUACCCCAAGUGUUUAUAGGUGGGGAAUUUGUUGGUGGCUGUGAUGUCAUGCUGGAAAUGCACAAGAAUGGAGACUUAAUUGAAGAACUUCAGAAAGUGGGCAUCAGAUCUGCAUUACUUGAUAAAGUUGACAGUGAAGGAAAGAAAGACUGAAGAAUUCCAGCUACAGGUGUGAAAGUUAAAGGAACAUUCUUGCUGUUCCCUGGCAUAUUGUUGAUGUAAAAGGAACCUUAAGUCCUCACAGUUUCAAAAUAAGUUAUUUGUUUAAAACGUGCCAUUAAACUGUCAGUGCUUUAAGCAUUGAAGUUUAAAUGAUUUUUAAGUGUUUUACUGACAUUUCUUUAAAGAAGAAGAACCUAUGCAUUGAAGCCACAUUUAGUUAUGAUAUAUCUUUAUUUGUUACAUCAACAUAACAUGUAGAUGAUAAGGUUAUGAUAUAUCUUUAUUUGGUACACCAACAUAACAUGUAGAUGAUAUGGUUGUUAAAUUGCUUACAAAUAUCUACACAGAUUCAAAAGAUGUAAUAGAAUGAAGUCCUUAAGUAUUUUACUGUACAGGUUAAGAUUUUGUUUUUGGCUAUUAUUAUUAUUGUUAAACUCAUCCAUGGUUGCUUACAGCUCAGUCACAUCAUGUGUUCUGUUUUGUUUUUCUACUAUGAUUAUCAAUGUACGUAUGUAUGUGUAUACCAUAAUAAGUAUGUUCCAUAUCAAUGAAUUAAUUUUAGCUCAUUGGAACAAACUUCAACAAAGCUACCAGUAUCAUACAGGUUGAUGCUUGUAAAUAUCAUUUUUCUAUGUUGACUGACAAAUGCUUUGUGAGCACCUGUUCUUUGAAAAUAAAAAUUGUAUUUACAAUACAACAGCACAC